GAAACGCCGCCCGCCGAAGAUCUGGCAGUUCGCUGCCAACCGCGACAACGUCAUUUUGCGUGACCCAAGCUUCGUCGCCAGCUUUCAACUUCGCCCGGAGCAGUUGCUGCUUAUUACCAGCAUAUUUGUGAUCUUGUGCCGUUGCAAGUUAUUGCAAUAGCGUGGUAUAUACUGCGGUGCAACUGUGUGGCCGUGGGAACUUUGCUCUCCUUCGCUCUCGCUUCGUACCUCCACAAACACACCAUCACUCGAAUCCGACCAGCGACUGGAUUGACGCCUCGCAACCAUGAUUCCCCUCAUUUGGACAAUAUUGGUGCUCCAUGUUGUCAUCUUUCUGGUGAACACCAUUGGCGCGACAACCAUUGAUAAUUUGAUAUGGAACAUCUACCUGAAACUCCCAACAUCGCUGCACCAAACCGCCCAGGAACAAAGCAAAUUGAAGCGCGAGGUACUCCAGCUCAAGCGGGAGAUGAACAACACCAGCUCGCAGGAUGAAUUCGCAAAGUGGGCUAAACUGCGCCGACGACACGACAAGGCGCUGAGCGAUUACGAGGCUCUGAACCAGGAACUGUCGUCGAAGAAAUCCUCGUUCGAAUGGUUUAUCAAGACUGCCCGGUGGCUCAGCACGACGGGCGUCAAGAUCUUCAUCCAGUUCCGACACUCCAAGACCCCUGUUUUUGCUCUCCCGGGCGGCUGGCUUCCUUACCCUGUGGAAUGGGUAUUGUCGUUCCCGCGUGCUCCGCAAGGCUCGGUGAGCGUUCAGGUUUGGAACAGCGUGUGCGCGACGGCAGUUACGGUUAUUGCUGAGAUCAUCACGGGGGCGGUGCUACAGGUCAAGGGGAAAGCACAGACUGUCCCUGCUACGGCUAAGAAGGCGCAAUGAUUCAUGUUUCAUUUUGGAGUUGGUAUGAUAUUGAGGUAGUAUAGAGAAAAUGGGUUGAAGAAUAAUGACACAAUGUAAUGGUAUAUGUUCGUCAGAUAAGAAACAAUCGUUUAUCGUCAACGACCCC
This is a messenger RNA of Aspergillus versicolor CBS 583.65, 1010 nucleotides long. Its product is annotated as guided entry of tail-anchored proteins factor 1. The transcript is spliced from 3 exons. Gene Ontology annotation, biological process: tail-anchored membrane protein insertion into ER membrane. The coding region runs from base 287 to 883 and encodes 198 amino acids. The record is from RefSeq and is a predicted model, not a curated record. Gene Ontology annotation, cellular component: GET complex. Lineage: Eukaryota; Fungi; Ascomycota; Eurotiomycetes; Eurotiales; Aspergillaceae.